AUGGGAGGGAGAUCGAGGGAAGUGAAGGAGUCGUUUGGACCGGAUAGUUGCGGCACUCAAAGCAAUUAUAGUAGGAGUUGUGCACGCCUUUGUAUGUAUCUCAAUAAACCGGUGGAUGAAGAAGUGCAGUCGGGACAGCGAAUUCGGAAACGUCAUCGGCAUACGCGAGUUCGCUACCGCUCGCCACUCAUCUCCGAGAGUGAUGAACAUUCAAGAAGCACUUCAAUCCAACGUGAUGAUGAUGGUCGGUUCUCAUCGGAGUCAAGUUCUCAAAAACGUGAAAAACGCUUGGCAAAUGCCCGACGUUUUGGCAUUGAUCCUCCAUCCCAGACUAUUGAUAUCGAGGAAGAUGAAGUGGAAGAGUUAUAUCGUUCGAUGGGUGUCCAAGUGCGCGGUUCUCGUCACAGGCUUCAUUCUGUGUAUGUUCGAGGUGUUGAUGGCCUUUCAACGUAUCAAAUUGAAAAAAUAUUCGCUGAGUUUGAUCCGGUAGCGGUCGAAAUGAUUGACGAAGUGAGCUGUAAUGUCAUUUGGAAUGAUCGUUUCGCUGUUGCUAAAAUGAUGCUAGAGAUGACGAAACCGUUGAAACGAAUUCGUAGCAGUCGGCAAGUGGAAGAAGGUGAAGUUGCGGAUAGUGGUGAGGAAGAAGAUGGUGAGAUGCGAGAGGAGCAAGGCGAUGAUGUAACAAUCAGUAUGGUUAAAGGGUCCUCGUCGAAUAAAGGAAACACAGAAGCAAAUGUAAUUGAAGUGGAGGUUGAUCAAGUUGAAGUACCACCUGGAAAAUGGCGUGUAAUAACGAAACAUGUUGGACAGAAAUGGCUGAUUAUAUUGCGAUUCAGUUUGAGAGAAGAUAUAGCAAAAGGCCGCAGGAGUUCUAUGGAUAGGCGACGAAAAAUCACUUCAGAUUCUGUGGAUCCAGAUGGUUACACCUAUAAAUGGAUGAAUCGAAGAAAUCGAGUGCGACCCGGAUUAAAUAUCUUUGAUGAGAAGGGUAACGAACUGGAAUGGGAUUAUGAGCAUGAUACAAGAUUUUAUGAAGAACCGGUAAAAACAGCGGAAGAGGAGAAGGGUAGCUCACCAAUACCGGCAGAUGACAAGGUGAUUAGUGUCGGUACAAGAAAACACAAGAUUAAGACUCGUGGACGUGGAGCAAAACGAUUUAAAACUGUUACUGAUUUGUUAUCUGGUACUGGAUCGUUGGCAGCUGAUCGUGAAGACCUUCACCCACUUAAAAGAAAGUUCGCAAGUGCUAAUUAUGGAAAUGAUAUUAGAGAUGAAGAUGGAAGCUAUCUGAGCGAUGAUCGCGAUCCCAGUCCAACACCGCAGCCCUGGGAUUUGAAGAAAGCUGGUGUUCAUUUGCGCGUUUCUAUGCCGGAAGUAAAGACUGACAAACAGUGA
Messenger RNA from Cercopithifilaria johnstoni, 1395 nucleotides. The record is from the annotation of a GenBank genome assembly. NCBI's taxonomy places the organism in Eukaryota, Metazoa, Nematoda, Chromadorea, Rhabditida, Onchocercidae.